Molecule: messenger RNA, 1141 nt
Organism: Clarias gariepinus (North African catfish)
Lineage: Eukaryota; Metazoa; Chordata; Actinopteri; Siluriformes; Clariidae
Product: serine/threonine-protein kinase/endoribonuclease IRE1-like
Exons: 6
Coding region: 1-1014 (337 amino acids)
Biological process (GO): IRE1-mediated unfolded protein response; intrinsic apoptotic signaling pathway in response to endoplasmic reticulum stress; protein phosphorylation
Cellular component (GO): IRE1-TRAF2-ASK1 complex
Molecular function (GO): ATP binding; protein serine/threonine kinase activity; RNA endonuclease activity
Source: RefSeq, a predicted model, not a curated record
AUGAGGGAUGAUGGUACUGAGGUAGCAGUUAAACGAAUGCUCAAGGAUGACAAUGAACAACUGAAGAAGGAGAUGAAAAUACUGCGUGAUUUAAAGCUGGAGCACAAGAACAUUGUCAGAUAUCUAGAUUUUACAGAAGACCGGAAUUUUGUUUACCUCUGCCUGCAACUCUGUGAAUAUGACUUUGAAGAAUACAAGAAAACCAGUAAACUGGACCAGGAUGCUUUGAAGAAAGUGAUGAAGGAAGUCCUUCUUGGAUUGCAAACCCUCCACAAUGCUAAAAUCAUUCACAGAGAUUUAAAACCCUGGAAUAUUUUAAUUGAUGUGGAAGGAAACGCAAGAUUGGCUGACUUUGGUAUAAGCCGCAUGAUAAACCAAAACGCAAGUACGGUGCAUACCUCACGAGCCGGAACACGAGGCUGGGAGGCAGCAGAGAUCCUGAAUACAGACGGAACGUGUGGAUACAAAACAAGCACUGACAUUCAGGUGGCUGGAAUGUUGAUGUAUUACAUCCUCUCUGGUGGGAAACAUCCUUUCGGCACAGGGAAUGAAACAGAAGAAAACAUUCGGAAAGGAAAUUACCAACUGGACGAAACAACUGAUGUGGAAGCAAAAGAUCUGAUUGAGAAAAUGAUUGCACAUAAACCAGAAGCCAGGCUGAACGUCAAGGAGGCAGUAGAACAUCCUUAUUUCUGGGACGAUAAAGGGAGAGAUGGAUUUCUGAGGGAGAUUGGAGACAUGGAACAAGUCCAGAACUACAAAGCGGUGGACGCUGAGCUUAAAGAAGCUGUGGGAAAAUAUGAAAAUUCUUUAGGCUGGAGAUCUAAGAUUGGAGAUUUUGACCCCAAGUUUGAAAAAAACAUUCCAGAUGAUUUACUCGGCCUGCUGCGUUUUCUGCGUAACAGAUUGGUGCAUCGUAAAGACAUCUUCUACCAAAAGAACAUGUAUAAGGAAGUGUUUCCAGAAUUCUACAUUAGCGCUAACCAGUUGGCCAAAGAGAUGAAAUGGAAAUAGCAAGCUGCAUGUGGCACAUGGGUCAUGAUCUCACCCUCGACUGGAGCAGACAUCCCUCCCACUUCAUUUUCAAUCUAUAACUUUGUAAAACAGAACUGCUUGUUAAUAAAUCUGUUUUUACGGUGCA